GAAUGCUGUGGAAUGUUGUAUUUGUAUAUCUCUUUUGUUUGUGGCACGCUAAAAAAAAGCCACAUUUUGUGGUUGUGAUUUCUGAAUAGUUGUUACUUAUUUCUGCCUGCAUUAACGAUAAAAUAACGAAAAAGGACCUCAUUUACGCAUUUAUAAUAAAGUCAAUUGCAGAUAAAUAAAUCCAAAUACUAUGAAGACGACGUAUUUUGUUGCUUUUAUCGUGGUUGUUGCAACCCUCUCCGUAGCUGAAAGUGGAGUAUAUUCACAGAACUCGAGGCAAAGUUAUAAGACAGAACAUAAUUAUCAUGGCAGUAACUAUGAUAGCGCACCAGCCAAGUAUUAUAAGAAUCAGAAUUUAGCAGAGACAGCAGCAUCCACAAGCGCAUCAGAUUCACUUCCAGCUCGUAAACUUGGUGUUUCAGCUUGGGGAAUAAUUGCAAUAAUUUUAGGUAUAAUUAUACUCAGUACUAUAACAUAUUAUAUAUUUAUAUUGUAUCCAUACAUAUGUAAGAGAGAUCAGACUUACGAUAUUAUAGAACUAACAGAAGUCAAUUCUGUGUGUACUGUUAGUGACAAUACUAACAAUAUGCCACUUUAUCGCAGUUCAAAUGAUGCAUUAAAUGACAUAUCAAACAAUGUAUCGUUAAAUCAAUAAGAGAAAGACUGAGAAAACAAGUUUAUAUGUUUAUAUUAUAAGUACAUAAGUGAGUACACAUUCACUUAGGAUAUCAGUAUUUUUAUAUGAGCUUAACAGUAAUUAAAUUAAGUUUUAUACGAACUUAAUGGCAGUUUUAUGAUCUCCAAGUAGAAAACUAUUAAACAUUAAGAUUAUUGUUUUUGUACUACCUUUUAUACAUGUAAUAAUAGAAAUUAAUUUUUAUAAAUUAUACAAGUGCAUUUACAGCAAUGCAGAAAUAACUGUUUAUUGUAAUUAUUGAAAAAGAUCAGACUGGAUUAUAAACUGAAAAUGUACAUUUUGAAUAUAUAUACAUUUCUCAAAAAUAAUUUUUUUAACAUAAGUGUUAUUUGUAGAAGUAGUAAAUAAUUGUAUAUCAAUUUUGCUUGUGACGGAAGACUCUCAGUAUAGAAUAUGUUUAUUUAAUUAGAUGAUAAUAAACGUAAUAUUACAAAAUAUUAUUUCUACAAGUGUAAAAAGAUUAACAUGUGUUAUAAUGACAGACUGAACUUUACAAUCUCCAAAUUUGGUCCCACUACAGGGAAAAUCAAUUAAUAGUUCUGCAAGCUGGAAAAUUUUUUUCUUAAGCUAUCAGUAUAUAUUAAGCUCGUAAAAAAAAAAAUGUAUAGAAACAGUAUACAUGUAAAUGUAUGAUGUAUAUUUAUUACAAAUAGGAAACUAUAUACGACUUUACAUAAACUAUGUGUAUUUUAAAUAACCUACUUUUUCAUAAAAAUAAGCAGGCUAAUAAAUGCAUCAUAACA
This is a messenger RNA of Formica exsecta, 1440 nucleotides long. RefSeq lists its product as uncharacterized. The record is from RefSeq and is a predicted model, not a curated record. The transcript has 2 exons. Lineage: Eukaryota; Metazoa; Arthropoda; Insecta; Hymenoptera; Formicidae. Bases 191 to 655 code for a protein of 154 amino acids.